Molecule: messenger RNA, 4158 nt
Organism: Rhineura floridana
Lineage: Eukaryota; Metazoa; Chordata; Lepidosauria; Squamata; Rhineuridae
Gene: MKX
Product: mohawk homeobox
Exons: 7
Coding region: 294-1349 (351 amino acids)
Biological process (GO): cell development; regulation of transcription by RNA polymerase II; muscle organ development
Cellular component (GO): nucleus
Molecular function (GO): DNA-binding transcription factor activity, RNA polymerase II-specific; RNA polymerase II cis-regulatory region sequence-specific DNA binding
Source: RefSeq, a predicted model, not a curated record
UUGUGGUUCAGGAGCUCUCAGGGGCUGCACGCGCUGAAAACGGGUGGCGGGAGCGGGAAUGGGAGAAGGAGCGGCCGAGCAAGCAAGGGAGCAAGAAGAGCGGCGCCCCGGCCCGGCCCGGCCCCAGCAGCAGUGGCAGCACUAACCCGCAGGCGCCAGGUACGGCCGCGGGACCCGGCCGCGGAGCCCGCCGAAUCCUCGCCGUCUCUGAAGCGCGCGCCCCCUCUCGCCCCAGUCCCGGCUGCCGGGCUGCGCUCGCCUGAAGGCGCUCGCCGUCGCCCCUCUCCUCCACCAUGAACACCAUCGUCUUCAAUAAGCUUAGCAGCCAAGUGCUGUUCGAAGACGCCGCCAAGGAGAGGGAGAGGAGCGGCAGCCGGCCUUACGGGGCGGUCUUGAACGUCUCCCCCCACCCGGAGAUGCUCAUCCCCGACAGCCCGUCUAUAAAAGAGAACCUCAGCCUUCGCCACAGGAGGACAGGUACCCGGCAGAACAGUGGGAAGGUGAGGCACAAGCGCCAGGCACUGCAGGACAUGGCACGGCCACUAAAGCAGUGGUUGUACAAGCACCGAGACAAUCCGUAUCCCACUAAGACUGAGAAGAUCUUGUUGGCUCUUGGCUCCCAGAUGACUCUGGUGCAGGUAUCAAAUUGGUUUGCCAAUGCAAGACGUCGCCUUAAAAAUACUGUCCGGCAACCAGACCUCAGCUGGGCUUUACGAAUCAAGCUGUACAACAAAUAUGUUCAAGGAAAUGCUGAAAGACUUAGUGUAAGCAGCGAUGAUUCAUGCUCAGAAGAUGGUGAAAACCCUCCAAGAAGCCAUAUGAAUGAAGGAGGAUACAACACACCCGUUCAUCACACUGUGAUUAAGACGGAAAGCUCAGUAAUAAAAUCUGGAGUAAGACCAGAAGGGAGUGCCAAUGAGGAUUACGUAUCGCCCCCCAAAUACAAAAGCAGCUUGUUGAAUCGUUACCUGAAUGACUCGUUGAGGCAUGUCAUGGCCACAAAUGUAGGCAUGAUGGAAAAAACAAGGCAAAGGAAUCAUUCUGGUUCAUUUAGCUCUAACGAAUUUGAGGAGGAACUGGUGUCCCCGUCAUCCUCUGAAACUGAAGGCAACUUUGUCUAUCGGACAGAAACUCUGGAAAAUGGACCUAGCAAGUGUGAAAGUGCAGCUAACAGAAAGAGUUCAGACAAAGAUGAGACAUAUUGGAAGGAGAUCAACGCAGCAAUGGCCUUAACAAACCUUGCACAAGGAAAGGACAAACUGCAGGGAACAACCAGCUGCAUUAUUCAGAAAUCGUCACAUAUAUCAGAAGUAAAGACUGUCAAAGUGCCACUAGUACCACCGUUUUAAAGAGAGUUGUUACUUUUCUUGUUCAACACAAGCGGACAUUUUUCAUGCCAUUGUUUUUUCCAUAAAAUCAGAAUGAGAGGUGUGAAGCAAUCAGAUUCCGUUCGUUGCAUGGUCAGUAAAAAUAAUAAUGGGCAUUGCCCACUGGAAAGUUCUCACACAUAAGCACUAUUAAAAUCAAUGGGAAUUUUACAAGAGCCUGCUACUGUUCUUGCAUGAUUCCUAUUCAUUUCAGUAGUGUUUUUGCAAGAGGCCUUCCCAAUGAAUGCACAAUGAUGGCAAUAAACAAAUGUUCCCUCAGGCUAAAAUAUUUUGUUUUGUGAAAUAAGAUAUCAAAGCAGUUCUAUAAAGGGCAUGUAAAUUAUGGGGGGGGGACCCUCCCAAGUUUUUUUAAGUCAAAACUAUUAACUUAUUUUAUUGUAUUAAUCAAACUGCACAUUAAGCGCUGCAUUGCUAUAACAAUAAGUGCCUUGCUUUCAUACAGUAAGCUAGAACGUGGGCAUAGCUCAAUACAACUGUGCCUCAAAGUGUCAAUGCCAUAAUGCUUAACCUUUGCAUGUAAAUUUUAAAUGCAUCCUGACCAGUUUAAAGCUGACCUCAGAAGGAGUGUUUUUUAAAAGCCCUGGAGCAUUUGCCUUGUAGGGAUUAGUAAAUCUGUGCAGUGAAAUUGCUACAUUUUACAGUGGAAAAAUCCACUAUGUUACCAAGUAGUGUACAGUUUUUCAUACUCAAAUGGAAAAAAGUUGCUAUGUAUGUAUAGGGUUUUUUUCUGCCUGCAUUUGCCAUAUAUUAAAUAUACCAAAACAAUUCCUUUAAUAAGUGCAAUACUGUGGGGGGGGGGAGCCUCAAUUUUUUUUAAAUGAACAUCCUGAUUAUUUACAUUAAAGGCUUUACAUUAGACUUAAAGCAGCUCUUGCUUCAAUUGCUUUGUAAUGUGAAUGUAAAAAGGGGGGGAAACCCUCCAAAAUCCACAGUUGGACAAUACCUUUACAACAGUAUUGCCCAAUUGUAGAAAGUGUGUUUUCCCCCCCAUAUGGACCAACAGGGCUGCCUUUGUUUGUUAUGUAAAGAAAAAUGUAUAUUGACCAGAAUAUUCACAUUUCAGUGCCUCUCCUCAGAUUGGCUUCUGCAUUGACACUGAUUAGAGGUGAAAGUGCAUAGCAAGGCAGCCACUCAAAGAGGAUUUAAGCCUUACAUAUGAACAUACUUUGAUUAUGUAGUUCAAAUGUUUAAAUAUAAAAAGAUUCAUUGUGAUAGUUUAAGUCAUUGUCCCAAUGAAACCAGCAGUACAUCCAGGUUUGAUUCCUUCCUUUUAAACUCUACUUCUGACUUAUUGAAACUGUUAUGUAAGUAAACAAAGCCGAUCACUUUUCUGGUACCAAAUCAAUCUAUGCAUCAGUUUAUUAUUUAUACUGGAGCUCAAUAAUGUUCCACGACGGAAACUAUUAUUGCCUUAAUGCAUCCAAAAUGUUUUUUAUUUUGGUACGGAAUGUAUCAAAUGAAGACAACCCCCAUUUCAAGGAAGGGGAAAAAAGAAGAAAGCAUAAUGAAAUCUAUAUAUUAAUAUAAAGUAAAAAGUCUGAAUUAAAAACAUAUGGGGCACACAACACACCAAACAAUUGGGGCACUGAAACAAUUUAAAGUCAAAGUAGAUGCUAAAUUGGGCAUUAAAAACAACAUUUUAAACUCCUAAAUUUGACUGCCAUUGAGUAAAGCAAGUUGUAUAAAAUCAGUUUUUAUGGACGUAUACAGGAUUUUUCUUCAACCAUACAAAAAUAUUCUAAUUAGGUUCACCCUCUUGGAUAAACAGUAAAACCAAACAUAGCUUAUACUGAGUCGGUAAAAGAAAACUGGAAAAAGAGUUAAUGGUCCAUAGUCCAGUUUAGGGGAAAUUGAAACCUAGUUUAUUUUCCUUAAACCCACUUGAAUGUUACAUUCAAAUAACAGUAUCCAGAUUAAAUUUGUAAAUCUAGUUUGAGUUCCUAGUUUGUAAAUAGGGUUUCAGUUCAAGAAAGCUGCUAAUCCUGUUUUUACACUCAACCCAGUUCUUUAUAUAACAAACCCUGGUUGAGGUAGGCAAAGCAGAGUCACAACUCUGAUAAUCAUGCAAAACACCUAGAACCUGACCCAGUCCAUCCCCUCUGCAGGUAUUGGGCAUCUUCAGUUACCCCAUAAAAAAAGCUCUCCAGAUGCAAGAGGCCUACUGACAGUAUGAGGAUUACAUUAAGGGCUUUCUAUGCAUGGAAGAGCACAGUCUGGAACUGGAUUUCCUUGUACAUUUGCUGGUUUGCUUAUAUGUUUGUGGUACAGAAGGUGUGGGUAACCUUUGGCCCUCCAGAUGUUGCUAAAUUACAGCUUCCAUCAUCCGUGGCUAUUGGCCAUGCCUGCUGGGGCUGAUAGGAGUUGCAGUUCAGCAACAUCUGAAGUACCAAAGGUUCCUCUUAGCUACAGUACAAUAAUGAGAUUAAGGCAAUACAGCCAGAUCAAAAUAAACUAGAUUUCAAUUUUAAAUCUGAACUGAGUUUUGGUUUGGAUAACCUAUUAUAUUUUUACUCCUAGCCCUCUGCUAUUAAUAAAACUCUCUUCAUCUCUGUGUUGCCGAUGCCUUGUUUUCUUGACCUAUAUGGCAAUCAUAUAGCAAGGAAGAUCAAACCUUUGGUGAAGCUGACUUUCAGGUAUGCAAAACGUUGCUCAAGCAUAGUCAGUUCCAAUUGCACUAAUAUAAUCUAGAUAGCAGAUAUCAAACCGUGAUGUAACUUGUAGAAUGCCUCUUGAUGUAACAUAGCAUUUUGUGGUUGUGGUUGUUUUAAAG